AUAUCACGAUUAUACAUAAAUUAGAUAAAUAUGGCAAGCUCAAUUGCCGAGGUAACUGCUUUCAGACGCAGGUCUCUCACAAAGGAAAAAUCAAAAACCAAGGAAUAUCUAUUUGGUACAAUUAGCGCUGAUGAGGUAGAAUGGGCGAAAAAUGCACUGGACACCGGAGCACAAGUUAAACGGCUGGGACUUAAGGACAGUGAAACUGACAGAGCGUCAACAGUAGACUCAGAGACUGUACAGAUACAUACAGACACAACCGAUGUGUGUGUGCAGAAUGAACACACAAGUAUAAAGGAUCUAAUCGAGAAUGUGCAGGAACUGAGCCUUAAAUUAGGCGCCGAAGGGCGCCAGCGCGAGUCCCUUGAAUUACAAAUUACACAACUCAGAGAGCACAAUUCACAACUUAUGGCGAAAUUAAACGCCGCGGAAUCGAAUAACAAGGAUGUAGAUGCAUACACAUCCGCCCUGGCGACAAUCCGGAAGCUUGAUGUACACGCAGCUGGACAGAACUGCGAACAGAUAAUGGAUACCAUUUACGCCGCCAUAUGUGAUACCUUUGGACCUGAAAACAACUUGGCAUUGUUGUUCGAAGAGUUGGCGGACGUUUAUCUGAAAACGGAAUCGAAGCGUGAACUUGAAAUACAAGCCCUGAAGAAGCAAAUUGAUUUUCUAUCGCGGUUCGAAAAUGUAUUCAAAGGAGAAGUGCAACCAAAUGCAAAGACCUUGGAUGCACUGGUAGACCAGUUAAAGGUGUCAAAGGAGGAAGCUACAGCCGAAAUCUCACAACUAAAAGCACAGGUGGAAGCCCUGUCACAGGAUAAUGAAGACCUAAAGACACAAAACAAAAACAUAGUGGACAAGUUUGAAACCGAAAGAGAUGAACUGAAUGUUAAGGUAUCAGUGCACCAAGAUAGGUACCAGCAAAUGAUGCGCGAUCAAGCGCAACUAUUAUCGCAAUUGCCACUGCUCAAACUGUCACCCACCAACCAAAGUGCAGAAGAUGGCGUACUCAGGCAAACUGGUAAGACCACCCUAGAGUCACUAGUAAGCGCACUAUACCGCAAGGACGCAGAAACACAAAAAUUACUAAAGAGAAAAGAGGAUAUUAUACAACAGCAAAUGUCUAAAAUCAAUAAACUGGAAGCUAGGGUCAAGGAAUGGGAAGCAGAUGCAAUACUGUGGCUGGACUUUGUAAACCAAACUAACGUAAACAACAAACUGGCAAUUAAAGAGACUUAGCAACAUGUUCCUUCU
Messenger RNA from Babesia bovis T2Bo, 1257 nucleotides. RefSeq lists its product as uncharacterized. The record is from RefSeq and is a predicted model, not a curated record. The coding region runs from base 31 to 1242 and encodes 403 amino acids. The transcript has 2 exons. NCBI's taxonomy places the organism in Eukaryota, Apicomplexa, Aconoidasida, Piroplasmida, Babesiidae.